Messenger RNA from Melanotaenia boesemani (Boeseman's rainbowfish), 2895 nucleotides. It is a transcript of the gene xpnpep3, whose product is annotated as X-prolyl aminopeptidase 3, mitochondrial. Gene Ontology annotation, molecular function: manganese ion binding; metalloaminopeptidase activity. The transcript has 12 exons. Lineage: Eukaryota; Metazoa; Chordata; Actinopteri; Atheriniformes; Melanotaeniidae. The record is from RefSeq and is a predicted model, not a curated record. Bases 318 to 1817 code for a protein of 499 amino acids. Gene Ontology annotation, cellular component: mitochondrion.
GCUUUAAAUGAAAACAACAGCCUGAAUGUUACUUGGACAUAAUUUGAUUGAAGUCUAAAAUCUUUACUUGAUGAGUCCCUGAAAACGUUCAACAACAGCAGCAAAAACACAGUUAAAACAAAUAAAUAAUCCACAGGUUAGCAAAAGGGGAUGAGAGUAAGUCUUGCCUGACAAACCAAACUCGGGGCAGGAAAUUCCACCAAUGAACGUGGCUAGCUAAGCUGUGAGCUAGCUAAUGUAACUGUCAACCAGGGGAGCCGUAAAACUUAUCGGGACGACAUGCUGUGAAUAAUCGGCGUCCUCCAGCUGAAGCAACAAUGCUGAGAUCUGCUGUCAAGGUGCUUCCACGGCGGAGCUGGAGUGGAGGAUACACCUGGUGCUCGUGCAGAUGCAUUUCUGUCAAACCAGGAGGUUUGAAGCUAAAAACGGUUCCACCGCGCUACCUUGGUCAGCCCAGUCCUUUCACUCACCCUCAUCUCAUCAAACAUGGUGAGGUGACCCCAGGCAUAAGUCAGACCGAGUACGAGCUCCGUAGGCACAAGUUGGCUUCUUUGAUCGAGGCUCAAGCAGAAAGGCUGGGGCCGUCCGCCGCCUCUAGCAACCACGUGGUCAUCGUCUUGUCCCAUCCGACACGCUACAUGACCAAUGACAUCCCAUACCCCUUCCACCAGAAUCAGGAUUUCCUCUACCUCAGUGGGUUCUUAGAACCUGACAGUGCCUUGGUUCUUUAUGGAAGGGGUCGACCAGACCAGGCCAUAUUGUUUGUCCCUCGCAGAGAUCCAGGGAGGGAACUGUGGGAUGGACCUCGGUCAGGAAAGGACGGGGCUGCCGCUUUGACUGGGAUAGAGAGGGUUCAUAGCACAGAGGAACUGGGUCUUCUAUUAAAGAGCCUUAAAGGCACUCAGCUGUGGUACGACUGUUCUCAGCCUUCCCACCCUCUGCUCCACAAGACCCACGUGCUCCCUGUGCUCGAAGCAGGCCUGACCCCACGCUCCAUCAGACCCCUUGUGCACUCUCUCAGGGCUCUCAAAAGCUCAGCAGAGGUGGCGCUAAUGCAGGAAGCAGGUCGGAUCUCAUCACAGGCGUUUAGGAGGACGAUGGCUCUGUCUCAGGGAGAUGUGGACGAAGCUGUGCUGUUUGCGAAGUUUGACUUUGAGAAUCGGAUCCAUGGUGCCAACUUCCUGGCCUACCCCCCCGUGGUUGCUGGAGGGAAUCGAGCUAACACUCUGCACUACAUAAAUAACAACCAGAUCAUCAAGGACGGUGAAAUGGUCCUGCUUGAUGGUGGUUGUGAGUAUUUUGGUUACGUCAGUGACAUUACUCGGACGUGGCCUGUUAACGGAAGAUUCAGUCCUGCUCAGGCUGAGUUGUACGAGGCCGUCCUGGAGGUUCAGCGCUCCUGUGUGUCGCUGUGCUCCCCGGGGGUCAGUCUGGAUCACAUCUACAGUACCAUGCUGGCUCUGUUGGGACGGCAGCUCAAGCGGCUCGGCGUUCUCAAGGCCGGAACCAGCGAUGCUGAUGCACUGAAGGCUGCAAGGCGUUACUGCCCCCACCAUGUUGGCCAUUACCUGGGUAUGGAUGUUCACGACACUCCUGAAUUAUCCCGCUCGCAACCUCUUCAGCCAGGAAUGGCCAUCACCAUAGAACCAGGAUUAUACAUCUGUGAGGACAACGAUCAGGCGCCAGAGCAUUUCCGUGGACUCGGCGUCAGGAUUGAGGAUGACGUGGUGAUCCGAGACAAGGGAGGACCCCUGAUUCUCUCCUGCGACACGCCAAAGACCAUCGCUGAUGUGGAGAAGGCCUGUGCCAUGAGAUAACACAGGGAGGAAAGAUAAGAGGCCAUAUGAGCCAGAUCAUUGAAGGCUGCAGUACUUUUUAGUCGUUGCCAAGGUGAUUUGUCAUCAAGCUCAGAGCCCAGGUGCAUGAAAGGUGGAAGCACGCUGCAAGACUUUUAGUCUAAACAAGCCUGCAACUGUUUGGUCUUAAAGAUCAUAGACUUUACUGACCAUUAUAGUCUCUUCAUUAAACUGGAUCGUUGUGAACUAAAUGCACAAGAACAUCAACAAAUUUCGAGCCAAACAAGAAAAAAAAAUGGCUCCAAGGAUGUUUGAGAAGGUCUUGUGCUUGGUAAAGGCAGAUUCAGUCCAAUGGUGCUGUCAGUGAGCCAAAUCUGAAGCUCAACAUCAAAGGAAAACAAAAAAUCCAGUUAUUCAAUUUAACUGUGACAAAAGUGUUUUUAUUACUCUGAAUCUGUUUUCUCCACAUCUUGUACUUUUCAGUUACCACCGUCAUGGCGUUGUUUGGUGUCUUCUAAAGAAAAUUCACACCAAAGCUGAUAUUUUUUCCCUCUGUUUCCUCUUCAAAAUGCAGAAAGUGAAAUCAGUGUACUGUUGCAUUUAAAUGUGGUAUUAUGCGAUCACCAUGUUGAUGCAGGGAAAGAGGAACAUGUCCAAAAUGGCAACUCAAGAUCAACAUAGAAGGAUAUUAACUUAAGUUUUUUUUAAAUAUAUCUGAAUUUAAAUGGAGUUUGAGAUGUUGUGUAUGUGUGGUUGAAUUCUGCUUAAGCUACCAACAAAUGUGAUUUCUGUUAAAGAAAACUGUGUUUAUGUUUAUUAAAACGACCCAAAAUCUUAUUUCAUAACUACUAAGUGUGAAUGCUUUAUGUCAGGUUAUUUAUAAGAGAAAAUAUAUUGUUGAAACAUUCACAAUAACGCUGCUUAUCUUCUCUCUGUUUAACGGGAUGGAUUCAUUUUCCCUCUGUUACAACUUUGAAAUAGAGACUCUAGGGUUGUUUUUGUCACAGUACAUUUCAUUCAUUAUUUUAGCCACUACAGUCAUUUCCCCUGGAUUUUAAAGCUUUUAAUGCCUGACCCAGGAAAUAAAAAGAAAACUCUU